Zea mays is the source of this 1080-nucleotide messenger RNA. RefSeq lists its product as uncharacterized. The record is from RefSeq and is a predicted model, not a curated record. The transcript has 2 exons. Bases 50 to 709 code for a protein of 219 amino acids. NCBI's taxonomy places the organism in Eukaryota, Viridiplantae, Streptophyta, Magnoliopsida, Poales, Poaceae.
CCGCUCGCUUCCUCCCACUGCUCGAGCUCAGCUCAAGGAACCACAGAAAAUGGCGUCACUUCUCCGCCCUCUCGUCCUCGUGCUCCUGAUCGCCUCCUGCGCAGCGCAGCAGUCACCGCCGGCGCAGCCCCCGCCAACGCCGAACGCGCCACCGGCCAACUCGCCGCCCCAGGCGCCUCCAGCCGGCAACCCGCCACCCGCGCCCACCGCCACUCCACCUCCGGCCCCGACCACUCCGCCCCCGGCCCCGACCACUCCUCCCCCGGCUCCCACAACGCCGCCCCCGGCGCCGACAACUCCACCUCCGGCCCCCACCACGCCGCCUCCGUCCCCACCGGCGUCGCCACCGCCCGCUCCCACCACUCCGCCACCGUCUCCCCCGGCAAGCCCGCCGCCCGCUCCCGCCACCCCGCCACCGUCUCCGCCCAUGGCGCCACCUCCCGCCACGCCCCCUCCACCCGCCACCCCGCCGCCACCGGCCGCGCCCACGCCGGCCCCGAGCGUGGCCCCGACUCCCCCGCCCGUGGCGACACCGGCUGCGUCCCCCAAGAGCCCCAAGACGCCGAGCCCCGCCGCCGCGACGUCCCCGGCGCCCUCGCUCUCGCCCGCGGGCACGCCGACGAACGAAGACUCGGGUGCAAGCGCGCGCGCGGUCGGCUUCGCCACGGUGGUGGCGUUGGCGGGCGCGGGCCUCGCCGUCUUGCUUUGAGUAGUAGACUCCGACUCUUCUUCCUGUCCUCACUAGUCACGCCGAUGUUGUCACCCCCUCCGCGUGCCUCGACGUUGCUGCUCGCUCCAUUUCAGUUUCAUCUUUUUUUUUUCCUUUGGUGUUGUUAUUUAAUUUUACCGGCCCUACGAUCGAUUCUUGAUGUACGACGACGACGAUGAUGAUGCAUUGGUUGCUUUGGAUCCGCGGGCGGCGGGGCGGGUGGUGGUUAGUGUUCUGCCCGCGGGUGUCGACUCGCCACGCCAUGUACUUUUACCGCACUACAUUUUGGUUCUAUAGAGAGAGGAUUUGUGUACAUUCUCGUGCAUUAUUUCUAUGGCCGUUGAAUAAAAUCUCUGUGCAGAUUCACUCGA